GGAUCCCCAGCUCUCAGGCUGGCUGUUGGACCCCACAGAUCCAGCCACUUCCUUCCAGGAUCUUCUCAAUAAACACUGCAGAUAUCCCCACACAACACCAGCCCUGGGGAGCAAGAAGGUUUCACAAAUCAUCACUGGUCUCUAUUCUCUCUACAAACUGAACAGAGAGUUAUGUUCAAAACUUCAGAGUCAGGGGCUUUGGAGGCUUUACUCAGAAAUGGAGUUGAAAAUGAUUCCAGUGCUUGCAGGUGGCGAAUCUGUAUCUUUCCACAUUUCAUAUACUUUUUGACAAACAUACAAAACAUCAUUGUCACACACUGUUUUAGUCAUGGAAGUCUGUCACAUCCACGUUGACAAAGAGGCUCUUAGAAGAACUUCUGACCUGCUGGGGACAAAGAUGAAGCAGUUGGAGCAGGAGGCUCACAAAGCAGCUGGACAGAUGUUCUUGCUCACAAGCAGCACUCAGCUACGAACUGUUCUUUUUGAGAAACUACGUCUCCAUGAGCGAUGUGAAAAUAAGAAGCUUCCCAAAACCAUCAACAAACAGCAGUCUACAUCAGAAGCUGCACUAUUACAACUCCAGGAUCUUCACCCUCUUCCGAAAAUCAUUCUGGAGUAUCGACAGAUCCACAAAAUCAAGUCCACGUUUGUUGAUGGAAUUCUUUCAUGCAUGACAACUAAGAAUUACAUUUCCUCCACAUGGUACCAGACAAGUGUAGUGACUGGGAGAAUCUCAGCUAAACAUCCUAACUUCCAAGCUCUUCCAAGACAUCCUCUUCAAGUGACCAGGAAGCUGCACAUUGCAGGAAAGGAGGAGGAGGUUGUGACUGUCCAUCCUCGAGCCAUGUUCAUUCCUAAAGAGGGUUGGACCUUCCUCUCUGCAGACUUCUGCCAGGUGGAGCUCCGUCUGUUGGCUCACCUCUCCUCUGACCCUGAGUUGCUCCACGUUUUCACCAACCCCGGGGCGGACGUCUUCAGUAUGCUCGCCUCGCAAUGGAAAGGGGUAAAAGAGACAGAGGUGUCCUCAGAGGACCGUGAACGUGCCAAACGCAUUGUCUACUCUGUGGUGUAUGGUGCAGGUCCUGAGCGUCUGUCAGGGAUCCUCGGGGUGAGCACAGAACAGGCUCGCCAAUUCCAGGACAACUUUCUCCAGACGUACAUAGAAGUGCAGAACUUUAUCCAAAAGACUGUCGCUGAGUGUCAGAAAAAAGGUUAUGUUUUAUCUAUCAUGGGCCGGCGCCGUGCCCUUCACAACAUUAACUCUCCUGUUUGGGGUGUUCGCAUGCAAGCUGAGAGACAAGCUGUCAACUUUGUGGUCCAAGGCUCAGCUGCAGAUCUUUGUAAGAUGGCCAUGAUUAGAAUCUUCAACCUACUCUCCACCUCCAGCUGUCCCUCUGCCAGGCUGAUAGCUCAACUCCAUGAUGAGCUUUUAUAUGAAGUGGAGGACUCACAGGUAGACAAUUUGCAGGAACUAAUGGCCGCUCUGAAGAUUUUAGUCGUCAAUGGCAACCGCAUGAGCUUCCACACACUGCCAUGGCAACCACAAUGUGUACUAUUCAGGAUUUACUCCAGCAAACGCAGUAAACACCCUGAAACUACAGAGCCCUGGGCUCUUCUGUCUGAUGACCUGACUGUCACCCAACUGUGGCUGCACCCCACUCCCACGCUGGGCUUUUUGCCUGUGCGUUUCCUGGCAACAGACAUCAGCCAUGACAGCCCUUCCAGUCUGGAGGAGAAACUUGAAGUGAAAAUCUUGACUAGUAGCAAAAGAAGACACAGUUGUGCUACAAGUACUUCGGAGUUCUUGGCACCUGUGGCCUCAGUCCAAGCGAGUCCUAGGUUUGCCACAGUGGUAAAUCUUCACAGGGAGUGGAACAGUCCAUCGGCAGCCAUCUUCAGAGAUACUAAUGAACUCCAUCAGGCUGACCCCUACAGUCUAACUCUAAUCCACACCAUGGGAGCGCUCUGCGUGGAUGACAUCUGA
Molecule: messenger RNA, 1984 nt
Organism: Boleophthalmus pectinirostris (great blue-spotted mudskipper)
Lineage: Eukaryota; Metazoa; Chordata; Actinopteri; Gobiiformes; Gobiidae
Gene: poln
Product: polymerase (DNA directed) nu
Exons: 21
Coding region: 329-1984 (551 amino acids)
Biological process (GO): double-strand break repair; DNA-templated DNA replication
Molecular function (GO): DNA binding; DNA-directed DNA polymerase activity
Source: RefSeq, a predicted model, not a curated record